This is a messenger RNA of Camelus dromedarius (Arabian camel), 1838 nucleotides long. RefSeq names its product caspase-13. NCBI's taxonomy places the organism in Eukaryota, Metazoa, Chordata, Mammalia, Artiodactyla, Camelidae. Gene Ontology annotation, molecular function: cysteine-type endopeptidase activity; caspase binding. Bases 121 to 1233 code for a protein of 370 amino acids. Gene Ontology annotation, biological process: regulation of inflammatory response; proteolysis. The transcript has 9 exons. The record is from RefSeq and is a predicted model, not a curated record. Gene Ontology annotation, cellular component: AIM2 inflammasome complex; NLRP3 inflammasome complex; IPAF inflammasome complex.
AUGAUUAGAAGUCCCCGCCCCACCCCCUACCCCACCCCCAACUAAGGAAAUGUUCAGUGACUUUUAUUUUCAAGCCUGUACUCCUCUCAAGACAGCAGAAAGGGACUCGGGCUGUUACCUAUGGCUGAACACAAACACAAAAAAAAUCCACUGAAGUUUCUGGAGUCGGCGGGCAAAGAGUUCCUCACUGGCUUCGUAGAGGACUUCAUGGAAAAAAAUGAUGUGAAAUUGGAGGAAGCGGAGAAGAAAAAGAUUCACGAUUUAAAAUUCUUGGUGGAUUCUAUACGACAGAGACGCCAUGAGGCAGGUCAAAUCUUACUCCAAACCUUCCUUAACACAGACAAAAAUGCCACCAGUGUAGAAGCUCCUGCAGAAAUUGAGGCUGGACCGGAUGAGUCAGAAGAAGCUACCCUGAAGCUUUGCCCUCAUGAGGAAUUCCUGAAACUGUACAAAGAAAGGGCUGGAGAGAUCUAUCCAAUAAAGGAGAGGAAGGAUCGAACUCGUCUGGCUCUCAUUAUAUGCAAUACAGAGUUUGAGCAUCUUCCUGUCAGGGACGGGGCUGCCCUUGACAUCACAGGAAUGAAGGGGCUGCUUGAGGGCCUUGGCUACAGUGUGGAUGUGGAAGAGAGGCUCACCGCCAAGGACAUGGAAUCAGUGCUGCGGAGGUUUGCUGCCCGCCCAGAGCACAAGUCUUCAGACAGCAUGUUCUUGGUGCUCAUGUCUCACGGCAUCCUGGAUGGCAUCUGCGGAAAGACGCACAGUGAUGAGAAACCAGAUGUGCUGCCUUACGAUACCAUCUUCCGCAUCUUCAACAACCGCAACUGCCUCAGUCUGAAGGACAAACCCAAGGUCAUCAUUGUCCAGGCCUGCAGAGGUGCAAAUCGGGGAGAAUUGUGGGUCAGUGACGCCCCUCCAGCACGCUUGGCAGACAGCUCUUCAGAGCCUCCUGACAACCUGGAGGAAGAUGCCGUUUACAAGACGCAUGUGGAGAAGGACUUCAUUGCUUUCUGCUCCUCCACCCCACAUAAUGUAUCCUGGAGAGAUAUCACAAAGGGCUCUCUCUUCAUUACACAACUCAUCACAUGCUUCCAAAAAUACGCUUGGCGCUGUCACCUAGAGGAAGUAUUCAGGAAGGUACAACAGUCAUUUGAAAAACCAAAUGUUAAAGCCCAGAUGCCCACCAUUGAACGACUGUCUAUGACAAGAUAUUUCUACCUCUUUCCUGGCAAUUGAAAAUAAAAAUCACAGGCAGUCUGGCCCUUUAUCAACUUCAAGAAGCACCAUUUAUUACCAGUACAUUACACAUGUUUAACUUCUGGCUUUCAGUAAAAAUGAAAACAAGUGAACUGUGUUUUGGGGGUCUUCUAAGAGAGAAUAGAAUUUCAACUCAAAUGGCAGAUGAGCGGAAAUGAAGUGGAAGAAGUAAACUGGAUUUUCUAGCUUUAUGACUCAUAUCAUAUUUGCACUUUAUUGAGUGAAGGAAACUGACCAUGAUUUGGUGUCAGCAACAGAGUGAAAAAAGUUGGUGCCCAUCUGGAUAUGAGAACUAUAAACUGGUCAGCUUCUUUUUUGCACAUCCAUCAAAUCCUGACUCUAGAAUGGUCCAGAAUAAGCUUUCUAAUUUAUCCUUUAGCCCAAAUCAUAAUGAACUCAUUUAUUUUUCUUCAGCAAGUUAUUAUGAUUUUAGCAAAUUGUACCUAUGUAUCUUUCUUUCUUCUUGCCUAUAAGUUAAUUCAUUUUCUUGAUGAUUAUCUCUUUAGAUUUCCAAGCUUCAGCAAAAUUGUAUUAUUUAACAAACACUUGGUUAUUGUUUAAAAUAAAUUGAGAUUUUGGUUUAA